GAUUCCACGCCCGCUGCCGUCUACACCGACAAAACUCUCAUCCGCGGUCCUGGAGAGCGUUCAGAACGAUGCCCUUGACCUAUUUAUAAUCGGGAACUGUCUGAUUUAUGACUAGCAUUGAUGGAUUGUGCACUUGCCUUUGCAAAUGCAGCUGCACCGGCCGUGGAAUCAAAUGCAAUGCUCACCGGAUGCGCUCGGUUUCAUGUGUUAUAGUGGACGACUCUGUUGUGAAUGUGCCAGGAGGCACCCAUAAAACUGAAAAUCUGCUGUCCACGCGUCACCUAUACAGUUCCCCGCGCGCUUCCUCGUUCCAGGCCAAUUGCGGGACGGGCUGAAGCACAGAGGAGGGGGUGGUCUCCGGUAUCCGGUUCUUUCCGUAAUCCUGCGCCGGUGGAAUUUUAAAUCCGUUCCUCCAGCGGGAUCUGCUCAAUGGAGAUUGUUUACUGGAGCUGCUACAUUGUUCUUUGCAACGCGUAAUUGUUUCAGUGUAACAUUCGCAGAAUGCGCGUUGUUGUUUUUAGAACGUUUCAUUGACACACUGUCACACUCGCAGACGGAGCACUGUUUAGAACGUUUAACUGUUCUAUUGUAACAUUCGCACUGAUGUUUAGAACGCUGAAUAGGCUAGUUACAUUAGUGCUCUCGCAGAACGAGCGUUUAAUUGUUACACUGUAACAGUGCAAAAGUGAGCAGAGCAGAGCAGCCCACCGGGAUCCGGUGUAAAUAUUCAACAAAUGAUAGAGGAGGAGUCGGUGCGCGAUAAAAGGGAUGUGAACCGAGAGCAGAGAGCUUUGGACUCGGUUUAAAGCGCGCGCUCUCUGUUUUCUCUUCAGAGGACGUUUGGUGGAAGCCGUGCUUUUAUGAGAGGAUUUGGGCAUUAUCCAUCGGAUAUGAGUGAUCAUGCAUGCAAAGUGACACGAGAUUGCUCCACUUAGUUUCAGAUCUCUGACAAACUCUUGACUGGAUUUAUUUCUGUUCUUUUUUUUUCACCCGUGCUGAAGCUUAUGAUACAAUAGUUAUUCAGGAAACAUAUUUGCAUCCGUUCUGUAUAGGAUGCACCCAGAAAGCAAUGAAACCCCCGCGGGAGCAGCCAGUGGGACACCCGGUUCGGAGGAAUCGACCGCUGAACCGCUGGCUGGACAUACUGAAGAGCCCCCUGUGAUGGAGCACAAAGACCCGCAGGAGUACGAGGAACCGGAGCGCAAGCUCGCCCCGGAGGACAGCACGGUGCAGCUGAUACAGACCGGCUGCACCGACAAGCGUCCGGAGACGCCGCCCGGCGCACACCCGGGACCGGGGUUCGUUCCCCCGGAGGGAGGGUUCGGCUGGGUCGUCGUGUUCGCUGCUACAUGGUGCAACGGCUCGAUUUUCGGCAUACAGAACUCAUUCGGUAUUCUGCACAUGAUGCUGGUGAAAGACCAUCAGGAACUCAAGGACCAGGCGUCUCAGUUUAAAGUGGCAUGGGUUGGAGCUCUGGCGAUGGGGAUGAUAUUUUUCUGCUCUCCGGUGGUCAGUAUGUUCACCGAUCACUUCGGAUGCCGGAAGACGGCCGUCUGCGGAGCGUUUGUGGCCUUCCUCGGCCUUCUCACCAGUUCCUUCGCAACCACGCUGGGUCUUCGAUACUUCACAUACGGAAUACUGUUCGGCUGCGGAUCCUCGUUUGCGUUUCAGCCGUCUCUGGUGAUCCUGGGGCAUUAUUUUCGACAGAGACUGGGCUUGGCCAACGGCGUGGUGACCGCAGGCAGCAGCCUGUUUUCUAUGGGGCUCCCGGUGCUGCUGAAGAAAGUGGUGGGACCGCUGGGCCUUCCCAGAACCUUCCAGAUCCUCAGCAUCUUCAUGCUGGUCCAGUCGCUGCUGGCCCUCACCUUCAAACCGCUCAUGCCCAGCGGGAUGUGCCCGAUGCCAGGCAUGGGAAUGGACGGAGGUCCCCCGUCCGGCCUGGAGUCGGCGAGCAGGUGGCAGAAGGGCCUGGCCAAGAUUAGAAAGUACUUUAACGUACGAGUGUUCAGCGUGCUGACCUAUCGGGUGUGGGCGUUCGGUGUCGCCACAGCGGUGCUGGGAUACUUCGUUCCGUACGUGCACCUGAUGAACUAUGUGAAGGAGCAGUUUAAAGACACUCAGAGGGAAUGGGUUCUGCUCGUGUGUAUCGGAGCGUCGUCUGGGGUCGGUCGACUGCUGUUCGGGAAGAUCGGAGACCUCAUUCCUGGAGUAAAGAAAAUCUACAUGCAGGUGGCUUCGUUCAUAUUACUGGGUCUGAUGUCCAUGAUGAUACCUCUGUGCGCCACGUUCGAAGGUCUGGUGGUGGUUUUUGUAUUGAUGGGUCUUUGUGACGGCUGUUUCAUCACUAUCAUGGCCCCUAUCGCCUUCGAGUUGGUCGGGCCAAUGCAGGCGUCUCAAGCCAUCGGCUACCUCCUCGGCCUCAUGGCCAUACCAAUGACAGCGGGACCACCAAUCGCAGGCCUUCUUCGUGACUAUUUUGGAAGCUACCACAUAGCGUUUUAUCUGGCUGGUGUUCCUCCAAUAGUCGGGGGUAUCGUGAUGUUUUUUGUGCCUCUGGUGCACCGGCGCAUGCAACGACGGCGGAAAAAGGCCAACGACCCCAGCAUGGACAAGAUGCUGAAGAACUGCUCUAACGGAGACAUGCUGCCAGGAUACACCGACAUGGAGACACACAUAUGAAGCCCACAGACACACAAAGGGAUUGAUCUCACCAGCACUGCUUGUGGUGUGUGUUAGAGAUGGUGUAUUUCCUCUUUGCUUGGCUCUAAUCAAACUCGAGGUCUCAAGGCUUUUCCCCUUGCUCUUCUUCUGUGCUGGAGAGAAGAUGUGAUCAUCCGUCAAGAGCCCAAUCUCUCCUCCAGUGGCCCGCGCUGCCGUUUCCACCAGCUCCCGAGUGACUGAACGACUUCCGCGUGCGGAUUUGUGCCGAGAUCACCUGCUCGUGUGUUUCUCUCGGGAAGCUGAGCAGAGACUGAACGGAGAGCUCAGGUAGUGCGGGAGCCACCGGUUAAAUUAGGACCUUUAAAAAGGAAACAAAACCUUCAUUAAUUUGACGUGUUUCACAGAGAAAAAGAGCUUAAUAGAUCUUUAUUUCCAUUUUUUUUUCUAGAUUAUGCAAAUCAGAUUUGUAUGCUUUAGAUGAUUUCAUAAUACGAUUUUUAAAAAAUCCUCCAUAGCGUAAGACUUGAUUUCAGAAACUUUUAUGAGAAAAAUCCGUCUUUCUUCGUGCACUUUCUGCUAUCGACAGUGAUAACCUCAACCGUGAUUUUUUUAGCAUAACGUACCGCAGCUGUUAGUGUAUCGCUUAUGAAUUAUGUAGAAAUGCACAUUAAACGAGGAAUAAUUUUUAUGAUUUUUUUUAAAAAAGCUAAUCCUCUGUCCUUAAUAAUAUCUGCUAGAUUUAUUUCAGUGAUCAGCUAUGCACUAAUGAGUUCACAAACUGUGCCAUGACCUUUGAGCCAGAAUCAAUAUUCAUAAGAUGGGUGAAUCUCAUGAAAAAAUUGCAAAAGGAAAUAAUUUGAAAUUAUAUUUUGCAUAAAGACUUCUUUUUUUGGCUUUGCGACAAUUUUCAUUACAAUUAAGCACAUUUUCCACGCGAAAACAAUCAUCAUAAUACAGUAAUCUGUAGUCUAAGUCAAUACAUAAAUCAGUAUAAAAUUAAAUUAAAUUUAAAAUUAAAUUGAAGUUGUAACUUAAACUAAGAUUUAGGGAUGCACCGAUAUGAAUAUUUUGGCCAAUACCGAUAACCGAUAAAUCUUUAUGUCUGAAAGCCGAUAACCGAUAUAUUGAGCGCUAAAUCUAAAUCUUUUUUAAGAGUCUGAUUACAUAGACAUGAAAUAAAAAACACACGUCCCAAAAAGCCAUAAUGGUGGACAGUUUCGCAUCCAUUAUUUAUCAGCUUUAAUAUAUCGGCCAAAUUUUCUUAUUGGGCCGAUAACGAUUACAGUAAAAAUGAACAUAUAUCGGCCGAUACCGAUAUGGUGGCUGAUCGUGCAUCCCUACUAAGAUUAUUGGAGUGUGUUCUUACUGGAGAAAAUACUUUUUAUUCUUUCUACUUAAAAAAAUUCAUGUUUAAUUCAAUGUGUUACUUGUCGUUUCUUUGUAAUUUCUGAGUGAAAAUUGUUUCAAAGUAAAUCCUACACCAUUCAGUGCACCAUUUAUGCAAAAUAUAAUUUCAAAUUUUUAGGGUAAAAUAUGACCUAGACAUAUUUUAACAGUUUUUUGUGAGAUCCACUCAAGGACAGAAUCACUACAUUUGCUAGAAAUGUUUUUAAAAUCUAAAUAUGUGUGUCUUUUUUUCCCAUAUUUGACUCCCAUUUAUUAUAUUUUUUUAAAAAUUUAUAUUUUGGUUAUAUGUGUUGUCUCGUUUGUUAAAUUGGAAAAAAAAUCUGGCAUUUGAGUUGAACGGACUUUGAGAUUCUUAUGAAGACAAUCAAAGCGUGAUCUGAACUGAAUGACGACACUAUAAAAAUGUCACAUCUGUGAUUCUGUUUAAGAAUGGAAAGAACAGAUUGCUCUAAGCAAAACAACACAGUAGUGUUAUACAGACUGGGCCAUGUUUAUGAGUAUUGAUGAAUUAUUAUGUCAAGAACAUGUCAUUUGAAGCUG
Messenger RNA from Megalobrama amblycephala (Wuchang bream), 4608 nucleotides. RefSeq names its product solute carrier family 16 member 2 (gene slc16a2). Gene Ontology annotation, biological process: transmembrane transport. The transcript is spliced from 7 exons. The coding region runs from base 1054 to 2679 and encodes 541 amino acids. Lineage: Eukaryota; Metazoa; Chordata; Actinopteri; Cypriniformes; Xenocyprididae. The record is from RefSeq and is a predicted model, not a curated record. Gene Ontology annotation, molecular function: monocarboxylic acid transmembrane transporter activity; thyroid hormone transmembrane transporter activity.